Messenger RNA from Cylicocyclus nassatus, 243 nucleotides. The record is from the annotation of a GenBank genome assembly. NCBI's taxonomy places the organism in Eukaryota, Metazoa, Nematoda, Chromadorea, Rhabditida, Strongylidae.
AUGUCCUUGCCAUCUUCCGUGGAUUGGAGAAAUGCAUGGUCUAGCAGCUUUCAUGAAGUCUACAACCCCAAGUCAGAGGAUGUUUUGGUCUGCAUUGAUGGCAACAUGUUGCGCAGCUUCUAUAGCCUUUGGCUAUUUGAAUAUGAAAGACUUCAGCGAACAUUCGGCAGUCACGCGAAUCAAGAUAUAUCCGGUAAAAAGACUCAAAUUUCCGACAUUAGUGUUUUGUCCCAGAUAUUCUGA